Molecule: messenger RNA, 522 nt
Organism: Fraxinus pennsylvanica
Lineage: Eukaryota; Viridiplantae; Streptophyta; Magnoliopsida; Lamiales; Oleaceae
Source: the annotation of a GenBank genome assembly
AUGAAGGAAAGAGAGCAAAAGGAAGAAAUAAAGGAAGGGGGAGAAAUGAAUACUUGUGACGAGUGUGGUGCGAGUUUCAAGAAGCCGGCUCAUCUGAAGCAUCAUAUGCAAAGCCAUUCCCUCGAGAUUGAAGUGGUUUGGAAAAAAAUUGUUAUGGCUGGGCGUGAAGAGCAUUGGACCCCACAGAAAAGAACUCCAAAAUGCAAGAGGCAGCAACAUUACUUUGAAUGGAUCAGUACCAGCAUUGGAUCCCACGGAAAAGAACUCCAAAAUGCAAGAGGCAGCAACAAUACCUUGAAUGGAUCAGUACCGGGUGAGGGACCACCUGUGAAGCUCCAUCAAGUGAGCCUCGAUCACGCUUGUACUGCUUUAAGAGGCCUUUUACUUGGCCUGUGGAUGACUGCCACUCCUGCUACAGGAGGAAGGACCACUUGGCCCGACAUCUGCUUCAGCAUCAAGGGAAAUUAUUUGAACGCCCCGUGCAGGACUGUAAACACCGAUUUGCUUUUCAGGGUAAUAUGA